CUUUGAUCGUGAUUUAUAAUACAGAAGAUGACUCGAGUUCUGGAGUCUGGACAGCGGCCUGCUUUGCACCCACGAAAGGAUCGGUACUCGGGAGCAAAAUUCAGCGACCAAUCAGCUACUUAAAAUUUAUAAUAAGUAUCAUGAUAGGUUUUGGUCUGAGGUAGUAGGUACAAAACUAUAGAAAAUACCUAAUAUUUUCUUGUACGAUCACUACAGUCUACAAUCCCCAGAUAUAGAUAAUAAACUAAAUUCCAAUAUUAAAUUUUAGCAAUCUAGUUUAUUAAUUUAUUAUCUGUGCUAUACAAUCAAAGUUUGAAAAAUGAAAACCCUCCAACAUGACGUUACAUGGCCAUCAGAAAAACUAUAUUAUUAUAAAUUAUAAUAUUAUGACAAUGCUUUCGCGGGAAUUCGAAAAAACGAGUGUUAAAAUUUGAUAACAAUUACGAUUAUAUCACGUCAUGUUUUUAUUUUUUAAAUUUGAGGAGGUACCUAUCCUUUUUGGAUGUCAAUCGUUCAUGGACUAUGGUCCGUUGAUCCAUACUCUAUUGUCAGUCAUUUAAAUAUUCAUAACAAGUUUUUUCAAAAAUUAUAAUUACAAAAUGAUUUUUAACUUUUAGAUAAAUAUAUAAAAUAAUGAAGUUUCGUGGUAAAAUUAUUGAUCCGCAUUGCAUGAAACAAUUCUACAGUAUUGUGAUUAUUUUAUCCAAAUUAUGUAGAAAUGUAGUUUUGAGACUGAGUUCUACUAAAUUAUACUUAAUCGCUUCAAAUGAAUCUAACAGUAAUCAAAUAAGUGUUUGGUCUGUAUUAGACCAACAGUCAUUUUUCAAAGACUAUGACAUGAUUGGUGAAACAGAAUCUAAUGAAAUUUUAUUCAGCUUACCAAUUGACAUGCUAGCAUCUUCACUGAGUUCAGCAAAACAAACAAACUUAAAAACUCUCAAGAUGAAACUUACUGAUAAACUAUCGCCAUGUCUAACUAUCGAAUUGGAUCUGGAAUCCCAAGUAUCUAGUAAACAGUUAUGUACUCAUGAUAUUCCAGUUUCUGUUAUACUACCAAAAGAUUGGUCAGCAUAUAAGGAGCCAACCAUACCUGCUCAUAAUAUUAGUGUUGUUAUGCCAUCAAUACGAGUAGUACGGCACAUUGUUGACAAGAUGAAACGCAUAGGUCCCAGGUUAAUAGUAUCAUUAGAUUCUUCUGGGAAAAUGGUUUUAGGAGUAUCAAAUUUAUCAGCCACAGUUGACACACAUUUUAUAGGUCUUGAGAUAGUUAGCGUACACAAUUUAACUGAUAAAGAAAACAAAUAUUCUACAGUAGUUGAUAUCAAAAAAUUUUCACAAUUUUUAAAUUGUGAAACAUUAAACUUGUCAAAAAUAUUAUGUCAUGUAGUUGAAGGAAUGCUGUUACAUUGCUCAAUAGAAGAAGAUGAAUAUGUAUUACAUUAUUUUUUGAGCGGAAUUGAUGAUUAACAUGAAAGUAUUAUCGGGAAAUAAAUUUGUAAUUUAAAUAAAUAUUUAAAUGUAUGUAACUUUAAAUGUAUGAAUCUGAACCAAGAUCCAAAUUUUAAAGAAAUGUAAGGUAACAGCUUACUAUUAAAAUAUAUAACUUUCAAAAAAGCAAAAUAAGAAAUUAAAAUUAAGAAUCACACAAUUUAAAAAUUGAUAGUUAAUAAGUCCAAAUAUACAUUUGUUGUGUGCUGCUCUGCCAGUGAUCCAGAUUUUAAGCUGUGUGUAGUCUGAUUCAAUUAACUAAGAUAAUUUCUAAUAGUUGAAAUAAAAUACAAGUUCAAACAUAAUACUUCAAUUGUCGUGUGGAAUGAUGGUGCUUUGAACUCAAUAGCUAAAGUGGCAGAUUUGAGGGGGGACUAUUGCCCCGGGUAACACUUUUUUGGGGGCAGCAAACUUAGUGGCAAAUCAAUGUCAACAAAACUUUCAAUUAAUAUUUAAAUAUCAACAAAACCAUGCUGUGCAAUCAAUCUCCUCAUCUGAUAAUACAUGUAUUGGUUGGUUGUCAAAUACCUAAACCUUUUGUUCUGUGUCUAAAUUAAACAUUUCUUGUGGGCUAUAAUGUUAGUAACAUCGUACUGUCUGUUCAAAAAGGCCAUAUAUCAAAAAUGAUAUAUUGUACAGGAGACUGUUUUCAAUAUUUAAUAGCUACAGACUACAGUAAUUUUGCAAGUUAUCUUACACCACAUACCUAUAAGUAUAACAAAUUGUAUUAAAAAAUUUCUUGUAAGUUUGAUUAUGCACUUUUUAAAAACUUAAACUUACCAGAAAUAGUAUUUUUUUUAUAAAAACAAUAAAUAUCUUAAGAUACUUA
Molecule: messenger RNA, 2317 nt
Organism: Acyrthosiphon pisum (pea aphid)
Lineage: Eukaryota; Metazoa; Arthropoda; Insecta; Hemiptera; Aphididae
Gene: Hus1-like
Product: Hus1-like checkpoint clamp component
Exons: 6
Coding region: 634-1467 (277 amino acids)
Biological process (GO): mitotic DNA replication checkpoint signaling; mitotic intra-S DNA damage checkpoint signaling; telomere maintenance
Cellular component (GO): nucleolus; site of double-strand break; checkpoint clamp complex
Source: RefSeq, a predicted model, not a curated record